Molecule: messenger RNA, 2948 nt
Organism: Erythranthe guttata (spotted monkey flower)
Lineage: Eukaryota; Viridiplantae; Streptophyta; Magnoliopsida; Lamiales; Phrymaceae
Source: RefSeq, a predicted model, not a curated record
GGAAAAAAGAAAGUCCACUUCCCCCCCUCUCUCUCUCUCAUAAAUCUCUGCAACAAUUAAAAAAAAAAAAACCGAACGGUUUUCUCACUCGUUUCACGCCGCCGUACGUUCACCGCGCCGGAAAAAUUAAAGUCCACUCUAUCUCCUCCAAUAUUAGGCGCGUAUCUUUCUCUCACUUAUUAAUCAUCAGAUUAUCUUCGUCUUUUGUCGCGAUGGAUGCAGUUAAUUGGCGGCGGCCUAUAUGAAUCGGAGUUCCACCGGAACGAUUUUCUGUGUGAAGUAUAUUAUUAUAUAUAUAAGUAUUUGAUUUUGCAAAUAAUAAAUUCAGUCGGUUUUUUUUUUUUAUUUUUUUUUUAAAUAAUUGUUUUGGUUGGUUGGUGAGAGAUGGGUAGUAUAAUCGACGCGACGAUACUGCAUCAUGUGUGCAUUGUGCUGCUUGUGCUAUGGUUUCUCAAUUCGUUCAACUAUGGCCAUCCCGUUGCUUAUUUUCUCUCCCUCAUAUAUCUCUAUCUGGUCCACGAAGGGUAUGUUGUUAAAUUGACGAAGAAACUGCAGUUUGAGGAAAAAAGAGAAUCCAAUCAAAAACGGGUGCUUGUGGAUUCUGAAACCGUCAGAUGGUUGAACCAUGCCGUUGAGAAGAUGUGGCCUAUCUGUAUGGAAGAGAUUGUCUCCCAGAAAAUGCUUCUCCCUAUUGUUCCGUGGUUCUUGAAAAAGUAUAAACCAUGGACAGCGAAAGAUAUUGAGCUUCAGCAUCUUUACUUGGGCAGAUCCCCUCCUAUAUUAACCGAAAUGAGGGUUCUUCAAAACGCCAAUGGUGAUGAUCACUUGGUUAUUGAGGCGGGAUUGAAUUUCCGUACAGCAGAGGAUAUGAGUGCGAUACUCCAAGUGAAACUGCGGAGAAGACUGGGUUUUGGAAUGACGACAAAAUUGCAUUUGUUGGGCAUGCAUAUUGAAGGGAAGGUGUUGGUUGGGGUAAAAUUCCUUCGUGGAUGGCCAUUUAUUAGUCGUUUACGUGUAUGCUUUGUUGAGCCACCGUAUUUUCAGAUGACUGUGAAACCUAUAUUCACUCACGGCCUUGAUGUAACCGAACUUCCUGGGAUUGCUGGUUGGAUAGAUAAUCUUCUGGCCCUCGUCUUUGAACAAACUCUAGUCGAGCCCAAUAUGCUAGUGGUUGAUGUUGAAAAAUUCGCUUCCCCCAAACCAGAAAAAUGGUUUUCUGUUGAUGCAAAAGACCCUAUAGCGUACGCUGUUGUGGAAGUUCUUGACGCUGCUGACAUGAACCCGUCAGAUAUGAAUGGAUUGGCUGACCCAUAUGUGAAGGGACAAUUAGGGCCUUACAGAUUCCGGACUAAGACUCAGAAGAAAACUUUGGCUCCAAAAUGGUCUGAGGAAUUCAAGAUCCCUAUUUGCUCAUGGGAAUCACAAAACUUGCUUCGCAUUGAAGUUCGUGAUAAGGACCAUCUAUACGAUGACAUGAUGGGAGAUUGUUCGGUAAACAUCAAUGAAUUUAGGGGUGGCCAGAGGCAUGACAUGUGGUUGUCUCUCCAGAACAUUAAAAUGGGAAGAUUGCAUCUUGCGGUUACUGUGUCUGAAGAAACUGAAAAGGAAGCAGAACCCUCAGACGAUGCAGAAGUUCUCGAAAGUGACAAUAAGAGAAACUCAUUCACAGAAGAUUCUUCUAAAAAAGGCUCCUUCAGUAAAAGAAUCUCCUUCACAGACGAUUCUUCUAAGAAGGGCUCCUUCUCCUCCAAAUCAUUUGAUAAAUCCCCAAGAGUCGCAGAUAAAUUCGAGCCAAUCGACAUUGAAGGGAAACCAGAGACGGGGAUAUGGAUUCACCACCCAGGCAGUGAGGUUGCACAAGUGUGGGAGCCAAGAAAGGGCAAACUCAGACACCAAGAUAGCCAUCAACUCAACAGGCAAGUUCGGUCCGAGGCUAAUGAAGGCAGCAGCACAGAUGAAGGCACGGAUCCUAACAUAUCAUCGCAGUCGACAAAUCCAGUUCGUAGAGGGUUGCGAAAGAUCGGUUCGGUUUUCCGGAGGAGUUCAAAAACCGAAGAAAAAGUCAACUUUCUUGUGGGGCCCGAAUCAUAUCCGAAAGAUAAUAUCCGGUCUUUGAACGCCAAGAAAGUUGGGGUGAAGUUGAUAAUAGACGAAACUAUGAUCUCUACAUCUACUACAAAGGCACCAAACGGUAAUAACGAGAAAGAUUUGCUGGAGGAAACUGGCGUGGGGAGCCCUCGACAAGGGCAUGUGAAGGAUGUGGCUAAGGGCAUUUUGAAAUCGGCACGUGACUUCAAGCAUACACUCUCUCGGAGAGCAUUGAGGAAGUCAAAAUCUGAAAUCGGAUCUUUGCCGACAGAUCAGGAAUCUUCUUCUGACGAGGACGAGUCUCGUUCGUCGUCCAUUGAUACUUCGCUUGGACAUGGUGGUUUGGUUAUUUCUGGUUCGGCUGUUUCUAAUGUAGCAAAGGGAUCUGGUAAUAGUUCUUUCAAGGGUAUAGAUGAUGCUGUGCGGGUUGAUGCUGUAUCUGGUAAUAGUUCUUUCAAGGGUAGAGAUGAUGCUAUGCGGGGCGAUGCUGUAUCUGGUAAUAGUUCUUUCAAGUCCGACAGUUCGGUCGGGACUCCAAGGGGCAGUAAUUUUCAUACUCCUUUGACUUUGUAAGGAGUAGGAUGGAAAUAAUAAUCAACCAAAUGUCCCGUUCGAAUGAUGUGAGAGUUUAUCGUAGGCUGGUUUAAUGCUCGUUUCUUAAAGAUAUAUAUAUACCUGUGUGUUGGGUAAAUAGUUCUUUCAUGAUUUUGGUACAGUGUGGUGUGAGCAGGAUCUUGUAUAAUCUUUGUUUGUUUGUUUGUUGUUUGUUCUUAUAUCUUUGAAAUGCUGUUGUAAAGGAAACCGUAAAUAUUAUGAAUGUUCAAAUUUGUGAAAUAAGUAUAGUACUGUAUUUUUUAUUA